Diversispora eburnea is the source of this 143-nucleotide messenger RNA. The record is from the annotation of a GenBank genome assembly. NCBI's taxonomy places the organism in Eukaryota, Fungi, Glomeromycota, Glomeromycetes, Diversisporales, Diversisporaceae.
AUAUGUUUUGGUAUUGGAUAAUUCCUAAUCAUAUGAAAAAUCGAAACCACAAUUCCCGAGGUCUUAUCAAUGUUCGGGAUCAUCUUAAAAUUAGUUACAAUAUAGGCACAUUACUUAAAAAAAGAAUUGAAAACCCUAGUACG